Pseudopipra pipra is the source of this 6923-nucleotide messenger RNA. RefSeq names its product phosphatase and actin regulator 1 (gene PHACTR1). Bases 385 to 2427 code for a protein of 680 amino acids. NCBI's taxonomy places the organism in Eukaryota, Metazoa, Chordata, Aves, Passeriformes, Pipridae. The record is from RefSeq and is a predicted model, not a curated record. Gene Ontology annotation, molecular function: actin binding. The transcript has 16 exons. Gene Ontology annotation, biological process: cell motility; stress fiber assembly.
UUGGAGUGCAGUGGAGACAUAAGAAUAAUUUUAAAUGCAAAUUAAAUUGUGGGGGUAGCAAAGAGAACAGAUAAAAGACAGUAAAACAAAGCCUUUCACUUUCCUCAAAUUAGCAGGCUAAUGUGGUAUAAAAAAAAGCAGUUCUACUCAGAUCUGUGCUAAGAGCUUUCAUUUCAUCAUAAUAUAAGCAGAUCCGUCACCUUUCUCUAUUCAGUACUCUUGAUUUCGAGGUUGAAGUGAAAAUUAGAAGCUGUUCAUUCUGGCUCACAGACUGGGUUGCAUUUGCUUAGUCUUAUUCCAUGACAGUGGGAUGGAAAGAGGUCAGUAACACUGGAAUCUGACUGAUCAUCCAUGCUGGAGUAUUGCACAUAAAGUUCCUUCAAAAUGGACUACUUUUUGGAUGUCGAGUCUGCUCACAGACUGUUUUACAGUCAAGGAGCCCAAGCUCGUCGGGCAACUCUUCUCACUGUACCCACUCUGGUGACAGCAACCUCUGAGGAUGACAUAGACCGGAGACCCAUCAGAAGACUCCGGUCUAAGAGUGACACCCCUUACUUGGAAGAAGCUAGGAUCUGCUUCAACCUUGAUAAUGCUCGCCGGGCCACGCUGCUCACCGUGCCCACAUUAAUGGCGGCAUCUUCCGAGGAGGACAUCGACCGCAGACCCAUCCGCCGCGUCCGCUCCAAGAGCGACACCCCCUACCUCGCCGAGGCCCGCAUCUCCUUCAACCUCGACACAGCUGAGGAAGUGGAAAGACUGGCUGCAAUGCGUUCAGAUUCUCUAGUACCUGGGACUCACACACCUCCGAUCAGAAGAAGAAGCAAAUUUGCCACUCUCGGGAGACUUUUUAAGCCAUGGAAAUGGAGGAAGAAGAAGAGCGAAAAAUUUAAGCACACUUCAGCAGCUUUGGAAAGAAAAAUGUCCAUGAGGCAAAGCAGAGAGGAGCUUAUAAAACGAGGAGUGCUGAAAGAAAUUUUUGAUAAAGAUGGGGAACUUUCCAUACCAAAUGAAGAAGGAGCUUUGGAGAAUGGGCAGCCUCUGGGCUCCGGGCAAGUGCUGAGCUCCAGCCAGGUAUCCCUGCCAGCCCUAACAGAACUGGAGUCAGUCCCAGCAUCUGUGGAACCCUGCUCAUACGAGGUGCUCCCAACCACAGAGAUCAUGGAUGGGACAGUGUCUGAAGAGAGCCCCACAUCCAAUGAAUCCGGCGUCCUCCUGUCCCAAGAUCCUACAGCUAAGCCAGUCCUGCUACUUCCCCCCAAAAAAUCUGCUGCUUUCCCUGGAGACCAUGAGGACACCCCAGUGAAACAGUUGUCCCUCCUCAAACAGCCCCCUGCCCUGCCUCCUAAACCUAUUGCCAGGAUUGCCAGCCACUUAACUGAUCCUGGCGCUCCUGUGAAACUGCCUUGUAUGCCAGUUAAACUGUCACCUCCACUACCUCCAAAGAAAGUCAUGAUUUGCAUGCCUUUAGGGGGGCCAGACCUCUCUCUCUCAUCCUACUCCACGCAGAAGAGCUCCCAGCAGCCUUUGACCCAACAGCAUCACACUGUCCUGCCAUCCCAGUUAGCAGCUCACCAGCACCAGCUCCAGUACGGCAGCCACAGCCAGCACCUUCCUUCUGGGUCCAGCACGUUGCCCAUUCACCCUUCAGGGUGCCGGAUGAUAGAGGAACUGAACAAAACGCUAGCCAUGACCAUGCACAGGCUAGAAAGCUCUGGUUUACACACAGGUGACAGUGUUACAAAAACAGGACCUGGGGGCCUUCCAGACAUGAGACAAGUGCCAACUGUUGUGAUCGAAUGCGAUGACAAUAAAGAAAAUGUGCCUCAUGAAACUGACUAUGAAGAUUCUUCUUGCCUCUAUCCAAGACAGGAGGAGGAGGAAGAGGAAGAUGAAGAGGAGGACAACUCAUUAUUUACAAGCUCCCUGGCAAGGAAAAUCUGCAGGAAGGACUCUUUAGCUAUCAAACUAAGCAACAGGCCUUCUAAGCGAGAGCUGGAGGAAAAGAACAUCCUUCCCAUGCAGACUGAUGAAGAGAGGCUCGAACUUAGGCAGCAGAUUGGGACAAAGUUAACAAGACGACUGAGCCAGAGGCCAACUGCUGAAGAAUUGGAGCAGAGGAACAUACUGAAACCCCGGAAUGAGCAAGAGGAGCAGGAGGAAAAACGAGAGAUUAAGAGAAGAUUAACACGUAAGCUGAGUCAAAGGCCCACAGUAGAAGAGCUACGUGAGAGGAAGAUCCUCAUCCGCUUCAGUGACUACGUGGAAGUGGCAGAUGCGCAGGACUACGACCGGAGGGCAGACAAACCCUGGACACGACUCACAGCCGCCGACAAAGCAGCCAUUCGAAAAGAGCUUAAUGAAUUUAAAAGCUCUGAAAUGGAAGUUCAUGAAUUAAGUAGGCAUCUAACAAGGUUUCAUAGACCGUAGCAGAUCAAUUCUACCUUACUACUAUGCCAUCUUCAAAACAUAACUAAAAGGAACCAUAAGUGCUGGUAUUAUUCACUUCCCUGUUACGUACAAUGUAAAUCUUCCGAACUGCCUUUUUAAAAAAAAAAUAAAUAAAAAGAGUAGAAAAAGAAAUAUAAAAAAAAAGGAAAAUUGUAUUUACAUGUGAUGAGUACUGCGGCAUCAUCAGACCUGCUGGUUCAAGCUUCAGUAACAGAAAAUACCCCUGGUGGGAAUCGUGCCAAGACUUGGCAUCUAUGUAUAGGACUUUCCCGGCAUGUGGAUUUGCCAUAUAUGUUCAGGCCCAGCUGGUGGUGCAACCAUUUUGUCUUCAGGCAGCCCUCAUCCUGACAAGCCUCUGUCAUCAACUCCAGAGAGCCCUGAGAUGGUGUUCAGGGAAUCACUUGGCCUGGAUGAAGUCUCCAAAAGAUGAGCACUUAUGGAGUUAAAGCACUUACACCAAACACUCCUUUCAGGCUGCGAGCACCUUAUAAGAAUGGUGAAGGAGCGAAACUACUCUAUGGGCCAGCUCAUCUGUGAAUAUCAUCUGACUAGAAAGGCAUUUCUUUCCCUGGAGAAGUUUAUGUCCAGUCAGAAGACGUUGUUUGGCUUCCAAGCAGAAACAGGUAUCACCUCUAAAGAACAGGACUCCCUGCUGAAGGCUGCUUCAGUCUCAGCAACUGUUUGUUUUUCAUCUCUUUCAAGUAUAAUUUUCUAAACCCAGUUGUGAACCAAUUGGCAGUAAGUGACAAGAAUGUUGAGGACAAGCAAGCAAAAACCCAUCUCUUCAUGGUCACUGCAUGGCAUUCGCUCCUUUUGUAGUUUGUCUUUACACUCAGGCCUUGUGACUGAGUGAGAGCCAAUGUGCACUCAGGCAGCAAGAAAGGCCAGGAUUCCCCACCGGCUCUGCAGAGGGACACGUGACAGGAGGAACUGGGGGUUCGAUGAGGGAUAGCUAUCCUCUCUGUAUCAGGUGUUUCAAGAACUGAUCCUAAACUCAUUCUGAGCAAAGCAUGACCGAUUGUGUUACCUGGCCUAACAAAAGGAGUCUGGUGCAUUCUUAUGGAUGGUGGGACUUGUUACCAGUACCCACAGCUGAGGCAUAAGGACAGCAAUUCAGAGGUUUCUGAAUUUAUUGGUUCUAAUUUUGGUUUUAAUUUAUUUUUAUUAUAGUGGUUUAACACACAAACUGACCAAGUAAAGCUCAGAGAGCUGGUCACUCUGGGCCUGGUUUACUUGCCAACUUAAGCGUGUGCUCUACAGUAAGUAAGCAUGCACACAGCCUCACUGCAUUCAAGGAUAUGUUUGACAGGCUUAACUGAAGCUGAACACAUUAAAGUGCUUUUCUGAACUUAGGCCAUCACCUUCCAGAAUCAAGUCCUUAACUAGUAUAAUGCCAGCAAGCUGGGGUAAACAUUGUCAGGAUUCCUUUCCAGCUCUUACAUGAAACUAUUAUGCCAUUGUUUUGGGACAGUGGCCCAAAGCACUGUAGCAACAUUACUGUAAGAAGUUCCGGAUUAUUACUUCAGGACACCUUUUUUCUUCUGUAAUAGCAAUUUGCUUUGACAGUUUGAACCAAAAGGCCAAAGUUUUUUACUACAGUAUUGUUAUUUCUAUUAUUUUACUAAUUUUUUCUUUCUCACUGUCUUCCACAUAUCUGUCCUCUCUUCUGUGCUCCCUGUCCACCUCCCCAGUGCCAUGCUAACAUUGCCCUUCACGGAUCACGGGCUGAGAAGCCUCUUGCACAUGAGCAUUUAAUGGCCAAUGCAACACAGUGCCAACACUCCUGCCUCUUCUCAGGCCUUGUCUCAUUCUUCUGGUUGCAGGAGUACAGCAAUAGGACCUGUGUAGCCCAUGGAGUGGUUCUAGCAUCCAGGCUGCCCAACAACCCUGGCAGCAAGGCUAAUGCACUCCAUCUACGCUUAGUGGUGGUACUCAGUGCCUAGUGGUGGUACUCAAUGCCUCACAGAUUUGCUCUCUAUCUGAGACAAGGGAAAGCUUUUCUUUUUCAUCCAUGGCCAUCCUUGCAAUGCUAUGGAUGAUAAGCUAUUAAAUAAAAAUUGGCUGUUGUAGGAUAGAAGAUCAAAGGAAAGUAAAAACCAGCUGGUUUCUGGUGCCUCAUUUUUGAGGCAUCGUGCCUCAGACACUUCCCAGAUUGGGUGAUGAUUUGUGAAGAAAUACACAGUGAUCCCUAUAUCACCAGCUCACGGUUGCUUGAGAUACAAGUGCAUCAGUGGUGAAAGCCUUUAGUGUGCAGUGUUAUCAGCUCAGGGCAGCAAAGACAGAGCACUUAACGUACUAGCCAGGAAUACACUGCUUUGGGGUAAUUUUCAUUAAAACCUCGGGUUCAUGUUUUUAAGUUCAUUCACAUACACAUGCACACAAGACUGCAUCACAGCUUUAAAAAAGGGAAAAAAGCCUCUGUGCUUUUGACUACACAUACACUGUAUUAGGAAUGGGCUCUGCAGCACAGCUGUUCUGAAGAGCAACAAGUCCAUAUGUUCCCAGUAUAGAUCUCACACCUGGCCUGGCAUCAUUAGCUUAGAAGUUCACUGUGAAAGGGAAAGGACACCAUUUAAGCAGCAGUGGUGGCAGAAAUCCCAGGACUCAGUAGGCUAGUGAGAGGGAAGUUGUCACACUCAGCCUUGCCCCAUGAUUUAUGCUGUCCCCAGGGCAGCCUCACGCAGCCAUGCUUUUUUUCUAUUCUUUUACCUUUUUUCUUUUUCUUUUUUUUUUUAAUAACUAUGUUAGCUCCUGGCUGAGCAGACACCAGGACACAAGCGGAAGAACUGCCAUAUUCUCCCCAUUUGCAAAUGGAGCUCAUUACUGAAAAGGUGGAAGGGGAGGAGAAAGAAGCCAUACAAAGUGUUUGGCACUGCCAUAAGCGUCGCAGAACUGACACUUCAUCUGCUUUUAGCUUCAUUGGGUCUGGGUAGUUUGUGAAGGUAACCUUUGUCAAGGCAUCCUUCAACAGCCUUUCAGGGCCUGACCAUGGCAGUGCAUCCUCAGUUUGCACACCCACCUCUCUGGCAUCAAUGGGAAUUUGCACACAGACUGGGGAACUGCUAGUCCCUGUUUUUUAAAUCUGUUUUUUUGAGCACUUGUCUUCUCAUCUGUGAAAGCCAACUCUAUCAUGGUAAAGUAGCUGUGAUUCUGUUGAGGGUAAAGAAAAAGAAAACAAAACAAACAGUCAUGGUAUCUCUCCCUUUGACCUGGAUGAUGUGUAGGAUGUAAAGAUGAUGGCAUUCCUGCUAAGGCUCUGUUACCACCAGUCAUCCUCAUUCAUAUGAGGAGGAGAUUAACAGUGAUAAUAAAGAAAUUACAUCAGGUUUAGAGAAAAAUCAACAUGGAACAAAAAUGGCUAUUCCUAUCAUCCAUCUCCAAGGCUUAUAAUGGAGAUAAUAAUCCAGAGCCAAGGAAGAAAAAUGUUUUGGUUAUAAUCCACUGAAUCCUGAAUUCUUAAAAUGUGCAGCUAUUGUGACAUCUGUUCUAUAUUCUAAGGAAGGAUGAAGUAGAAACAGGGAGUAUGGGGGCCUGGGGAGAUAGUGGGUAUUGGAAAAGCAAUUCCAAAACAUCUAGGCAAAAAAGUUUUGAUUGUUUGGAUGUGAUGGUGAGGAAGCCCAAUAAGUGGCAUUACCAGGAACCUGGUGACGUAAUUCUGACUCAGAGGGAAGGUGAGUGUUGUGGCUUUUGCCCACCCUACACCCCACUGUGUAGGUACUUGCAAGCUGAAGAAGUUCGAGGCUGCAAGUUUGCUGGGAUGAGGCUCAGGCCAACUUUUAUGUCUAGGCAAUUCCUAGUGAGCACUCUGGGCAUUAUCAGAAGAGAAGGAAGGGGGGAAAAGAACAUAAUAGACUUUCAGCAAUUUUAUGUUAACUGAAACCAUUCAGUGAGUCCAUUACACAAAUGUAUUUUGUCCUAAUCCACGUAUAACCUGUCAGCACUUUGCCAUCACUGCAGCUACUCACCAAACUCACCCUUCAUUACUUCUGUAGUGCCACUUGUGCAGUGCAAACACUAUAAACCAAGAGGGGGGGAGCACUUCCAACAUGCACUCAUAAAAAUAGAUGGGCAAGGUGGAAACCCACAGUUAGACAGACAUGGGCUCCCUAACGUGCCUGCAAAUAAAAUCACUUUGUAUAAAUAGCCAUGGGAGAUGACUAGGCUAAUAAAAAAUCAGGAAAGAGAAAGGGGACAAAUUAUUUUUCCUAGGUGUUCAGUCUGCUCAAGCUUGGAACAACUUCUGUAAACAAAGAGGAGGUGACGGGCACAUUACCUGCCUUCCCGUGUGUCCCAGUUACUCCUGCACCAGUUGCAUUUUCCAGUUGAUAUCCAAGUGUAUAUAUAUAGUUUGUCUUUGUAUAGGAGUGAGUGUGGUGGCUGUCAAUCGUGCUCUUCCAGUAUUGUAAUUUAACAGAUUAUGGCUGUAUGAAAAUGAUGUAAAUAACUAGAAAAAAUUAAACUGGAUCUCUAAUGUC